AUGGCCACUGACGGUUACUCUGAGAUCCUGCCUACUCUUGACCGUCUCGGCGUGUCUGCCAUCCCCGCCGAUGUCGACGUGAGGAACGUCGCACAGCUCUGGCUCGACUCGUUCGCCAAGUACACUGAAUCCGGGGACAUCGAUGGCGUCCUCUCGCUCUUCUCGUCCGACGCUUGGUGGCGCGACAUGCUCGCCUUGACCUGGGCAUUCCGCACUUUCCACACCGCGCCCAAAAUCCGCAAGUUCCUCGAGGACAGGCUCUCCGUGAACGCCCCUACCAACUUCAAGCUCACCGACGCCAAGUUUCAGAAUCUCUACCCUGAUCUCGCCUGGAUCCUCGGCCAGUUCACCUUCCAGACGAAGGUGGGCCAGUGCAGCGGCAUCUUCCGUCUGAUCCCGACCUCAGAGGGCGGUUGGAUUGGCUUCACGUUCUACACGAACCUCGAAGAUCUCAAGGACUUCCCGGAGAAGAUCGGCGCACUCAGGAACCCCCUUCCUAACCACGGCAAGUGGCUCGCGCAGCGUGAGCGCGAGCGCGAGUUCGUAGACAGCAACCCUACGGUCCUCAUAAUCGGCAGCGGGCAGAGCGGGCUUGAUCUCGCGGCGCGCCUGAAGGUGUUGGACAUCCCGACCCUGGUCGUGGAGAAGAACAAGCGGGUCGGGGACCAGUGGAGAUACCGGUACCAGGCCCUGUGUUUGCACGAUCCUGUCUGGUCCAACCACCUGCCGUACAUCCCCUUCCCUCCAACCUGGCCGGUCUACACGCCGGCGCAGAAGCUCGCGAACUGGCUCGAAUUCUACGCAGACGCGCUCGAGCUGAACGUGUGGACGUCCUCGACGGUGACGAAGGCCACACAGGACGCCAACAACGAGUGGGACGUCACCGUAGAGCGCGCGGACGGUUCGACGAGUGUGCUGCACGUCCGCCACCUCGUGUCCGCGAUCGGCCUCGGCGGGAACAACCCGUUCAUCCCGAAGAUCGAGGGGCAGGAAGAGUACCAGGGUCAGGUGCUGCACUCGACGCAGCACAACUCGGCGCGGGACCAUCUGAGGAAGAAGGUCUUCAUCGUCGGGGCUGCUACAUCUGCGCACGAUAUCGCGGCGGAUUAUGCGGAGCAUGGUGUAGAUGUCACGAUCUACCAGCGCGACAACACCUACAUCAUGACCACCAAGCGCGGCAUGCCGAUACUGAACGGCAGUACGUACCACCUCUGGUGGGAAGGCCAGUGGCCGACGGACGUCGCGGACCGCAUCGAGGCGUCGUUGCCGACCUGGCUCACUGAGGAGAUCGCAAAGCGGCAAACCGCUGCUAUCGCGGAGGCAGACAAGGAGCUCCUCGACGGACUGCACAAGAUUGGUUUCCGGACGCAUCUGGGUCCUGACGGGCGCGGCUUCACAGCUAUGGGACGGAGACGUGGGGGCGGGUACUACCUCGACGUGGGCGCAUCGCAGCUGCUGAUCGAUGGCAAGAUCAAGCUGAAGAACGAUAGCCAAAUCAAACGAUUCACCAAGACCGGGUUCGAGUUCGAGGACGGGAGCACGGUUGACGCGGAUGUCGUGCUGUUUGCUACCGGCUUCGACUCGCCGAUGGUGACGAUCAAGAAGCUCCUCGGGGAGGACAUCGCGUCGCGCGUGAAGCCGAUGUGGAACCUCGACGAGGAGGGCGAGCUCAGGAACGUCUGGCGCGACACCGGCGUGCCCAACUUCUGGUUCAUGAUGGGCAACCUCAUGUGGUGCCGCUUCCACUCGAAGCACCUCGCGCUGCAAAUCAAGGCCAUUGAGGAGGGUGUACUUGGCGGCAGCGGCAGCGAGUACCGCUACCAAUGA
Messenger RNA from Dichomitus squalens LYAD-421 SS1, 1827 nucleotides. RefSeq names its product FAD/NAD(P)-binding domain-containing protein. The coding region runs from base 1 to 1827 and encodes 608 amino acids. The transcript is spliced from 10 exons. Gene Ontology annotation, molecular function: flavin adenine dinucleotide binding; monooxygenase activity. The record is from RefSeq and is a predicted model, not a curated record. Lineage: Eukaryota; Fungi; Basidiomycota; Agaricomycetes; Polyporales; Polyporaceae.